AUGUCCGAAGGCGGUGGAAGAGCGGACGCACUCCGUAAUGCAAAUAAGCAAAUAUUGCCCUUGAUUUGCGCGAUCACUAGUUUAUUGACCUGUUGCCUCCUAUCCGAACGCAAAACAUACUCUGUUGGCGGUCCUGCAGAGAAGAAGCAUCCCACCAUGAAGGCUUAUUGGUAUGACAACAAACCGGGUGACCAGCGGGAACCCCAUGACUCCGGCCGCCCGGUGACGGUGGACUAUCUCGCCUCCAUUGGAGUCCAGUACUACCAUUUCCCCUCCCUCGAGUCUGUUAAUGAAUUGGCCAAGGAACGUGGGUACAAGAAUCGUGAUGAGAUUGUAGUUUCGCCACAGGCGAUGGGUGAUGUGUACGAGGAGAAAGUGAAGAUGUUCUUCAAUGAGCAUCUGCACGAAGACGAGGAGAUCCGCUACAUCCGUGAUGGCGAGGGUUACUUUGACGUGCGUGGUCAGGAGGACGAAUGGGUUCGGAUCAAGUUGGCGAAGGAUGACUUGAUCAUCCUUCCCGCUGGUAUCUACCAUCGUUUCACCACCGAUGACAAGAAUUACGUCAAGGCUAUGCGCCUUUUCCAGGAAGAGCCUAAAUGGACUCCCUUGAACCGUGGCCCUGAUGUCGAUGAGAACUCUCAUCGGCAGUCUUACCUUCGCACGAUCCAGAACAAGACCGUUGCUUAG
This is a messenger RNA of Aspergillus fumigatus Af293, 687 nucleotides long. RefSeq names its product acireductone dioxygenase (Ni2+-requiring). The transcript has 4 exons. Bases 1 to 687 code for a protein of 228 amino acids. NCBI's taxonomy places the organism in Eukaryota, Fungi, Ascomycota, Eurotiomycetes, Eurotiales, Aspergillaceae. The record is from RefSeq and is a predicted model, not a curated record. Gene Ontology annotation, molecular function: acireductone dioxygenase [iron(II)-requiring] activity.